AUGGUAGACACAGGGGAUUCAAACGCUGAUCUGUCUUGGAUGUACUUCAAUACCCCAGGCACAGCUAACGACAGAUGGAAUGGACAUAACUGUAAUGUUCUAUGUAGUUAUUUGGUUCCGACAUCAUUCAACAUAGGAGACGACAUGAGAAGCCAUAAUCUGACUGUACAUUUAAGCACGGGGAAUUCUGACGCUGAUCUGUCUGGGAUGUCAUUCUCCACCACAGACAGAUAUCACGACAGGAGCAGUGGAGGUAACUGUGCUACUAUCAGGGACGGAGGCUGGAUAUAUAUCAACUGUGAACAGUACAUUAUAAACACGGGGAAUUCUGACGCCGAUCUGUCUGGGAUGUCAUUCUCCACCACAGACAGAUAUCACGACAGGAGCAGUGGAGGUAACUGUGCUGCUAUCAGGGACGGAGGCUGGAUAUAUAUCAACUGUGAACAGUACAUUAUGACCACGGGGAAUUCUGACACUGAUCUGUCUGGGAUGUCAUUCACCAACACAGACAGAGAUAACGACUAA
Messenger RNA from Saccostrea cuccullata (small rock oyster), 525 nucleotides. RefSeq lists its product as uncharacterized. The record is from RefSeq and is a predicted model, not a curated record. Lineage: Eukaryota; Metazoa; Mollusca; Bivalvia; Ostreida; Ostreidae. The transcript has 2 exons. The coding region runs from base 1 to 525 and encodes 174 amino acids.